Molecule: messenger RNA, 871 nt
Organism: Scomber japonicus (chub mackerel)
Lineage: Eukaryota; Metazoa; Chordata; Actinopteri; Scombriformes; Scombridae
Gene: ch25h
Product: cholesterol 25-hydroxylase
Exons: 2
Coding region: 1-756 (251 amino acids)
Biological process (GO): cholesterol metabolic process; sterol biosynthetic process
Molecular function (GO): iron ion binding; steroid hydroxylase activity; C-4 methylsterol oxidase activity
Source: RefSeq, a predicted model, not a curated record
AUGCUGCUGCAGCCUGUCUGGACCUUCAUGCUGGGACAUGCGUCCCUGCUGCACUCGCCUGUGUUCCCCGUGUUCUUCUCUCUCUGCGUCUACCUGUCCUGCUGCCUCCCCUUCCUGCUGCUGGACGCGCUGGCCUGCAGGUGGGCCCUGGUGCGCAGGUACAAGCUGCAGCCCCAGAGCUCCACCAGCUGGGCCUCAGCGUGGAGCUGCCUGGCUCUGACGCUCCACAACCACCUGGUCUUCAUCUUCCCUCUGACGGUGGUUCACUGGUACCUGAGACCGGUCCACCUGCCGCAGGACGCCCCCCCCCUGCCUCACCUGCUGGCCCAGGUGCUGGUCUGCCUGCUGCUGUUUGACUUCCAGAGCUUCGUGUGGCACCUGCUGCACCACAGGAUCCCCUGGCUCUACCGCACCUUCCACAAGGUGCACCACACCUACACCUCCACCUCCGCCCUCACCACUGAGUACUCGGGGGCCUGGGAGACUCUGAGUCUGGGCUUCUUCGCCGCCGUGAGCCCGGUGCUGCUCGGCUGCCACCCGCUCACCGAGCUCGUCUUCUUCAUGGUGAACAUCUGGCUGUCGGUGGAGGAUCACUGCGGCUACGACCUCCCCUGCUCCACCCACCGCCUCGUCCCCUUCGGACUGUACGGAGGCGCCCGACACCACGACCUGCACCACCUCAAGUCCAAAUGCAACUUUGCCCCCUACUUCACCCACUGGGACCGGCUGGCCGGGACGCUGGUCACUCAGGACUGAACAGGUGGAGUUAAUGAGCUGAUGGAGUUAAUGCACUGAUGGAGGAGUUAAUCAGCUGAUGGAGUUAAUGCACUGAUGGAGUUAAUGACUGAUGGAGUUAAUCAGCUGAUGGAGU